Messenger RNA from Carcharodon carcharias (great white shark), 2201 nucleotides. RefSeq lists its product as uncharacterized. The transcript is spliced from 4 exons. The coding region runs from base 499 to 1401 and encodes 300 amino acids. The record is from RefSeq and is a predicted model, not a curated record. NCBI's taxonomy places the organism in Eukaryota, Metazoa, Chordata, Chondrichthyes, Lamniformes, Lamnidae.
GCUAAGCCAGAUCACAUUUGCGUAUCGUUUGCCAUUCGGAAACCUGUUUAUUGUCCAUUUUGAAUAUAUUUGCUUAGAGGAUGAGUCUUUUUUAAAUCAUUUGACCUAUCACGGGAGCGGAGUUCAGAAAUUAAAUGGCGAAUGCUGAUUUGCAUAAACUAAACCUGGUGUGUGUGUGUGUGUGUGUGUGUGGUAUACCCCAAGAGACUGCAAAUGCGCAAUUCCCAAAGACGGUUCAACUUGGAUUGUGUGUGGAAGGGGCUUGUUUUUCAAAAGUGUCUCCUCUCUGUUUUCCGUUGUUUGUACUAGUAACUCCCGAGUUUAGGGAUCGCGCAGUAAUGGCAAAACAACAUUUCUUCUGAGGAUUGGAUUGCAGAGCGACCCAAAUACAGUACUGUACCGAGCAAACAGGUUUGGAAGAAAAAAAUCUUUUGAAAAGCGUCCAAUGGAAUUGGCAUUUACAGAAUAAGCCAGCGCUUAUCAAAUAAGGAUAGAUCCAUGGACCCACAAGUUAACUGUGCUCAGGAAAGUGGAAGACUUAGCACUGAAGGAGAGGCAGCUACUUUGAGUAAGGAAGAUGAGUUCUUACGCCAUUUGUCUCAAGAGGAGAAAGAGUGCCUGAGUUUUUUGAUUGAAACCAUUGACUCAUUAGAGGUAGAAUUGGAGGAAGAUGAUGAAGAGGGGGUGAUGAAGGGAGAUAGCACCAUUAGUGAUGGCUUUUAUGAGUUUCUAGGAAUGGUAUGCGGCACUCGACAAACAGAAGAUACAGCAGGCCCAGAUGAUGCAGGUGUCUGUGACAAUGUUGGGGUUAUUGGAAAUGUGGAAGCAAUUACCAGUCAUCCAUCUGCUCAAAGGAUCAAUAACAGAAGUAUGGAAUCAGUUCCUGUGGUUGAUACAACACCCAACCAAACAGCCACAUUCGAAGAGGGCAAGAAGGAGAAGGAGUCCAUGAAACAUCAAGGAUCUGAAACUAUGAUAGCAUUAGGAUCCAAUGUCUCAAACCAAUCCAGAGAAACUGCACCUGAUGAACAAAGUUCACCCAGAACACUUACUUUGCUUCCUGCUCAUGCUAAAAAGUUUGACACCAUCUUGAGGUCAGGGGUCAGUGUGCAGGAGCUCCGAGCCCAGGUUCUAGCCCGCCUUAGUGGGUCUGGCCAGAAGAAGCCCAGCAGUCAAGUGGAGGGUUUGGCUGCCCAAUCCAACUCACUCCGAUUGCUUGGAAGGCCUGAGCAGAAAGCAGCAAGGCAAGAUGCCCUUCAAAGACUAGGACUGUUGAAAUUUACUGGGGGUUUAUCUAACAGCAACAACUCCUCCUCCUCUCAACCCCUUGAAACAGAGGGAACUCAACAGUUCUCCAGUCUCCACAAUCGCCAAGAGAAAAGGAUCAUAAAGAAGCUUUGAAAAAGCUGGGUCUCUUAAACCUGGAAUCUUGAAAAAUUAUUGUAGAAAUCUACACAAUGAGGACUAUAAGUAACUGUUAUUUUUCUAAAAAUUCUGUGGUUGGGUGGUCACUGGUUAACCAGAGUUAGCUGCCAGUUGGCCUUCUCAAUGAGGUUCCCCUGCCCCCAACAAGGCCAAUAAAAUGUGUGAAGCCUUUCAGUAUACUCAGCAAGGCUUAUUAACAAAACAAUGCUAUAAAUACACAUUUCCCUUUUUCUGCUGUUGGACAUUAAUUAUUCACUAAAUUAUUCCUAAAAUACUUUGUGACAGUAAACAAGGACAUUUGAUCAACAUUUAACAAGGACGCAGGAUUGAAUCCUUAACUUCUGCAUGGAAGUUGGGGCCUGAACCCCAGUCUCUAAUUUUUUUUAAAAAAGGGAGCUGCUCAUUGACUCCUGGGAGCUUUUACUCAAGACUGGAAACACACCAUAUACAGAAUUGUGGGCUUAAGCCCAUAUCAUGGCACUGCAUUGCGUAGGUUGUGGAAGCUGCUGUACACUGCGGCAUUGUGUUUCUUCCCUCUGGCAAAUUGAAAUUACAUAGAGCUCGUAUGUCAAAUGAUCAAAUAUUUGUUACGUUUCCAUUAAUCAUUGUGUCUUUAGAAUCCUGCAUCUACUUAUUGUUUUAUAGAUCACUCCAUUGUUUAUAUAACUUGCUCUCCUAUAUCACAUCUUGUAUAUACUAUAUGAUAGUACAUAUGUGUGUGUGCAUGUAAUAAUAAGUAGCACUUUGAAUAAAUAAACACUUACUUCAAAUUGCAA